Molecule: messenger RNA, 22892 nt
Organism: Anopheles funestus (African malaria mosquito)
Lineage: Eukaryota; Metazoa; Arthropoda; Insecta; Diptera; Culicidae
Gene: bru3
Product: CUGBP Elav-like family member 4
Exons: 13
Coding region: 5709-6809 (366 amino acids)
Biological process (GO): regulation of alternative mRNA splicing, via spliceosome; mRNA splice site recognition
Cellular component (GO): cytoplasm; ribonucleoprotein complex; nucleus
Molecular function (GO): mRNA binding
Source: RefSeq, a predicted model, not a curated record
AAUAUUUUUCAACAAGUUUAUUGCUUGUUGUGUGAAUUAGUGUAUUGAAAAAUGAUGCCAUUGUAGGCAAGUGUGAUGUUUUAAAUGUGUGUAAAUGUGUUUAAAUGUGUGUAAGUGAAAGAAGUAAAAAAAAUAUGCCAAUGUGUCAUAGCAAAUGGGGCGCGAAGAAGCAGUAUUAUCUUCCGAAAUAAAUGCUUUCCUUAGGUUUAAAGAAGUAAAAUAUGCAGCAUAUAAACUAACCCGGACCACUUCAACUUCAACAACUUCUUCAACUUCAACAAUCCUCAUGUACCAUGGUAGAACAGAACGCUCCACCUGGCUGUAAAUAGGUGUGGAGUGAAAGUGCGUUGAAUGGACAAUUAUGCUCAAAACCUCAUAUCGUUCCAAAAAAACCGUUGCUCACUUUUCUUCAAAACGCUUAUACCAGCACUGGCAUGACACUCGCGUGCUUGUGGGUGACGACGAAACCCACCGGAGGUGAGUACGAAACUCAACCAUAAGCGCUCAUCGCGAACAUCCUCGGCUCGUCGACCGUCGUCAUCGUGGUCGGGUAUCGAGGACCGUCGGGACCGUCGCAUGCCGUAGCAGAGGUUCCUAGAUCCGGUUGGGACUGUUUUGACUUCAGAGAAAGAAACGUGGAACAAGGAUACGGGUGUGUUAUCGUCAUCGUCGUUGUCGUCGUCGUCGUGCUCGUCGUCGUUGUUGUCGUCGUCGUCGUAUUUAGUUGUUCAAAUCAUAAGUUUGUUGUUUGUUCCCCGGUCUCGUGUGAAUACUACUGCUACUACUACUACUACUACUACUAAAUACUACAAAAUCACUACAACCGCUACUACGAAUACUAUUACUAUUGUCACUAUUCGCUAAGGUGCGCCGCGUGUGAUUGCAAAUGUCUGGUAGUAAUUUGCUCGUCCAAGCAACAAAGUGCGGAAACGUUUGAAAGGAAAACCAACAAGGAGGAGAAGCCGCUGCAUCGCUUGCACAACCGGUACGGACGGCAUAUGUAAGCGAAGGGAAACGUUCAGCACGAGCGGUCGUCACCACCGGAGAGCCGUUGUCAUCAGCAUCAUCAAUUGGCCACCAAAAAGGAACGUUGUAGUAAUUGUAGCACACAUUGGACCGGAUAAGGAAGAAGCAGACUGGUUUUGGUGUUCUUGAAAGCAAAGCAAAGUGCUCUGCUCUGGUCGUUUGUUAAGAAAAACAAAAACGGGAACGAACAGGAAAAACAAAACAAACAAAAAAUAUCACAAAAGUUUGCCGAAAUUCGGAUCGAUGUGGAUGAGUAGCGGUGCAGCAUGUUGAGUGCGGCUCGUAACCUGAAGCCACCCGCCAAAGGAAGCAGUAAACAGAAGUGCCCAACAGAAACGUUAACGUAAAAGAAAAAACCGAAGAGCAACUAAAAAAAACAAAACAACACAACACAAAAAGGCAUCAUCAAAAAUGUCCACUGUAUAAAAUAGGCUAGACUAUCAACUAUCAUCACAACCCGGAAUAGAGGCAAUAUUGCAAACAAAAAAAAAGCGGCAAAAGUUCGGAUGCAACUGUAAAACAUUGUAAAAAGUAUCAACAAAACGUGGAACGUGUAGGAGAAAUACCGAAAAAAUUUCCGCAAAACGGAAAAUCGUCUCCCAUUACUCCCACGAAUGCACCACGAACAAACAACUUACAUACUCAAAAACGAAGAAGAAAAACAAAAAAAAAACAACCCAGAAACACUGAGCUCUGAAUCAAUCGAAAAAUCAUUACAGGGAUUAUAUAGUUUACGAAAAGUGUAUGUUAGUCACCGUUUUGUGUGUAUGUAAUGCUGGCUGUUUAGAUGACGAUGAUGGUAACCAUUUUGCUUGAGCCUUUUCCUUCGAUGGUAGCACAUCCUUCACCGUAACGGGGGACAUACACUGGAUGCUAAAAGUGCAGCUUACGGAGAAAUAAACAAAAACCCGCGAUAGAAAUAACUUACAAAGAGAGGAAAACGUGAAGCAAACAAAAAUUCCAAAAAACCUCGAUCGGUAAGUGUGGCAGUAAUGUAAGGAAGUGUUGUGCCGUACUAAAGCUCACCAAAAAACAAGAAGAAAAAAACCACUGAAAAGCCUUUAUCAGCGCGUGCGAUACAAGUUAAAGAGCGCACCGUGUGCAGCAAGAGAACAAAAAACGAAGGGAUAUUAAAGCUAACCAUCCACCCCCCACCGGUGUGGGAACAGCCGAGAGUUUGAUGCCGGCGCCACUGUCAGCUGGAGUGCGUGCUACCGUUGCAUCCGAAUGAAAGGACGGGUACCAGCAGUGUGGACUGGCUUUUCCGUCUGAACGAACUGACUGACUGACUGGCUGGUAGUCAACCAACCGGCGUUCCUGGGGACGAGCGAGCGAGACCGAUUGUGUCCGGAACGAUAACGAUCCGGAUCCGAGCGUGAAAGGGACGCGGCGAAUGAGAGCAAAACGGCCGCAUGCAUUUGCCGUCAAUAAUCAACAAUCAGUCAGUCACUCAGCAGUCAGCCAGUGGCAGCACAAAACCAGCAGUGUAGCAGCAAAACAGCAGGAGCAGGCGGGCAAUAUACAUAUUGACUGCAUCCCUUACGGUCAGCCUGGGCCAUACUGGGCUAUCGGUGCAUACGGUGUCAGCGUGCCGUGAGGUUUUCUCGUUGUUUUUUUCCGGCGUACCCUAACUUUAAACGGUUUUGCGUGCUCAAGGGGCCCACAGGUGACCUGGUGCUGCGCUUGUGUUUUUGGGGGUGCAUUUUGGGGUAGCAAGUUGUGCCACUGUUUGUUCGGAAGUGAAAGUGAAAUACACUCUCGCCGUUUUUUUGUUGUUCUACUCUUCCUAAUCUGCUGCAGCUGUAGACGUACGCUAUACGUCCUUGUCCAAGUGUCCUGCUUAGUGUGUGUGUGUGUGUGAGCUACAAAUAAUUCGGUGCUCCGGUAACUUCCGUAACGAAGACGCUGAUAGAGACGAUUUUGCCAAAACAAAAAGAAGCAAAAAAAACCGCGUGUAGAAAGUAUUACAAAAUUAGCAAUUACCAUUAGUACACAUUAGCACACAAGGUCGCUAUUGGCAAUUACAAAAAAGUAACCAAACAAAACGUUAAAACUGAGCAGGAGAACCGCAACCAUCACAUCAAAAAAGUGCCUAACUAUUUCCGUUUUGCGUUCCGCUUAAUCUGUUGUUGUAUUCGGUCCACCAAACCGCUGCCCUCCCCGACGCCCUUUUAAAUCGCGCGCGUGUGUGUGUGUAUGUGGAGCUUGAAUAUAGCUUCAUUCGCAAAAUCAAGGCCGGCAUUUGCUUCGGGACGCUUUUUGAGGAACAUCCAGCUAGUGUCCACAUCCCCAGUUGCAGAGUUCUGAAAACUAAGUCCGGCGUUACUGUUAGCCUGCCGUAUAUUGGGGAGUUUGUUUUGGAAGCUCAAAAAAAACAAGGAAAAAUCGAAUACCAAACGUCAUCAAAUACAUAAAUUGAGCAGUGCACCGAAGUUGGACUAAAAGGAGGAAGCUGCAAAGUUUGUGGUAAAGGAAUAGCAAGUGCAUACAAGCCGUUAAUUUACGAGCGGAUCGUAACAUUACACAAACCAAACGCAUAAACUUAUCCUCCGAUUGUUAUCAUCCGGGUGAUUGUUAUUCGGGAAAUUCGAGGAAACUCGCCUCGUAACCGUAACCGGCAACUCCCCAUAAAAAGCCUUCACCGAGAAAAAAAACCCCGUGCGAUAUCGUUGUACGAGUUUCCGUAACACACAUUAAAGUGCUUCGUCGGUCUUGUGCUUUGGAAAGAAGUGAAGAAAGAAAAAAAACCCACAUCCGCCAAAGACGCGCGAAUUGCAAAUCUGUGAGAGUUUUGAUGUGAACAUUGAUUUUCCCAGUUUUUAUCGCGUGUUUUUCUUUUCUUCGCUGUACCGUCCCGCGUACGUUUUCCGUGUUGCCCAUUAUCGCGUCUCGCUUUUCGGAAAUCGAUUUUGCGCGGAUAUACAACAAAAAAAGUAAAAGCAACCACCCUACAGGGACAGGAGAAGGAAACAACAAAAAAAAAACACCGCCGAAAUCAUCCACUGUCCAGCAUCGACAUCUAAGGCGGGAGAGUUGAACGCGGUGAUAUGAGCAGCAGUAGCUUUGUGCUUCCCACGAGAUCGUGAGGUAACAACGGUGAUUAGGAAAUAUUUGUGAUAUCAGUGUGUGUGUGUGUCUGUGUGUCUGCGUGGCCCGUAGGGAAGGUACGAUACUUCAGCUUCCAACCUUCGUAACUGUAGGUGCAUAGAACGUCAAAAAAAGAAAAACCUUCCUUCCUUCAACAUAUCGGAAUUCUUACUUGCGAAUGCUGAUCUCGUCGGUAUUUUCGUUUCGGUAAAAUUUAAAUCCAAAAACCUCCCAUCCCUGCCCCAGUCGGUACGGGACGUGACUAGUGCCAGGGACUCCUGUUUUGCAGUCGAGAUUACAUUACUACCGAGAAGAACACAUACGAAACACAUUCCGGAACGUUCGGGUUGGUUCUAAUAAUAGUUCCGCACAAUAACAAUAUCACAUCACUUUUGUCGGUCGGUCCCAUCAUUAUCGCCGAUCUUCUCCGUGGAGGGGAUUUUUUCCCUGGAAGCGCCAGGAAAAUUCCGAAUUUUAAAGUGCACGUGUGAAGAAAACCAGAAACACCCGUACCCGGGGCCUUCGGUUCGUCGCGCGCGCGUAUUUCCGUGUGUUUAGUGUUGUGCCGUAAGUUUAAGUUUUUCCUCGCGAAACGGUUUGUCGGUGUAAGUGAUCCGUUUUUCUCGCGUGAUAUUUGUGCACAUAUUGUUUGAGUUUCUUUCCGUUUGGUUUCCGUGUGUUUCGAGUGUACUUCCUCGUGGGUGAAGCAGUGCACAACGUCAGUCGGUAAAAAAGCUGAAAGGUUGAUCCGUUGUUCCAUUGUUUCUUUGCAAUGCUGUGAUCGGAGAAAUAUUAUUCAUCGACCAACUUGAAUCCAUCAGAAGCAUCCAAAGCAUCCAGUCCGUGUGUGUUUUGUGUGAUUGUGUGUUUCAAGAGCGAAGAAGCCAAAUCGUACGAAUCGUGUGAAUGCAGUUUUGUUGCUGGAGCAUUGGUAAUUCCUACCCAGAGUCAACGGUUAAGGUGUUAAGGCCGCGGGGGCCCUUCAGCAAGUGUGUGGGUGUGUGUGAGCGUGUGUGUGUGUGUGUGAGGGUGGAAAACAACCAAGUGUGAAGUGAUAUUGCCGCGAGCCACAUAUUUGCCAAGUGUGGUGGAAAAUAUUGAUGAUAUUUUCUGAAAAUCAUAAAAGUCAUCGGUGUGUGAGUGAGGUUUUGUUGCUGUAUUUCGUCGACGUUUCGCUCGAUUUCGAUUUCGUUUGUAUCACAAUUCUGAACAACCUGAUCGUACAACGUGUAGCUGGUCUUUUUUGUGCCCAUACACCGACCAGGAAGUGGAUGCAACACUGACGGAAAGUGUAUACCCCCCGGGUGUGGCAGCGAGGUGGCAUAAAGCACCCCACCAUCAAAAAGGAAAGUCACGGCACGAGCAGGGGAAAUAUUCCACCGUGGCAAUCGCGUACUAGUGCUGUGAACAAAACCUGCUAAAGCUAAAGAGCAAGGUUUUCAAGAGAUCUGGUUUGGUUUUAGAUUGCGUUUGGCAAUACGUGCAUAGAAAUCGACCAUAGCAAAAGUGUCGUCUGGUCGACAUUGCGCGAUUUUCCAGUGUUCGGAAAGAAUCAUUUUAUUGCGUUUCGAGAACAACCAAAGUACUCUGCAUACAUGUUAGGCUGCGCGUUUUUGACGUACUUCAGUCCGGAAAGCGCCGUUAACGGUCAGGGCGCGUUACAUGAGAAGCAGACACUACCUGGGAUGAACCGUGCUAUUCAAGUCAAGCCAGCGGAUAGCGAGAACCGCGGUGGUUGCGCCUUUGUGAAAUUUACCUCGCAUCAAGAAGCUCAAGCUGCUAUAACAUCGCUUCACGGUAGUCAAACUAUGCCGGGUGCAUCCUCUAGCUUAGUGGUAAAGUUUGCUGACACCGAGAAAGAGAGGCAACUCCGUCGUAUGCAGCAAAUGGCUGGCCAUAUGAACCUGCUGAGUCCGUUUGUGUUCAACCAGUUCGGACCGUACGGCGCCUACGCCCAGCAACAGCAGGCGGCCCUGAUGGCGGCCGCAACCGCACAAGGAACGUAUAUCAAUCCCAUGGCUGCACUAGCAACACAAAUACCUCACGCGUUGAACGGUUCCGGACAGCCAGUAAACGGUGCCAUCCCCUCUUUACCGUCGCCCACGAUGCCUACCUUCAACAUGGCAGCACAAACGCCCAACGGUCAACCGGCCGGUUCGGAGGCUGUGUACACCAACGGAAUACCCCAAACCUACCCAGGACCGCUUUACGUAGAUGCCCUGCACCUGUCGAUACCCGCUCAAGGACUUCCGAACGGAGAUGCCGCCCUACCGCACGCCGCCUACCCUGGCAUCCAGCCGUAUCCCGGUGUCGCCUACCCAGCCGUUUAUGGACAAUUUCCGCAAGCUAUACCGCAACCGAUUGCCGCCGUUGCACCAGCACAACGCGAAGACAUGUUAAUGUUCCCAGGGUGCUCCAUAUCGGGCCCGGAAGGUUGCAACCUGUUCAUCUACCAUCUGCCCCAGGAAUUCGGUGACGGCGAGCUGAUGCAGAUGUUUAUGCCCUUCGGAACUGUGAUAAGUUCUAAAGUCUUCAUCGAUCGAGCUACAAAUCAGAGUAAAUGUUUCGGUUUUGUAUCGUUUGACAAUCCAGCCAGCGCUCAAGCUGCGAUUCAAGCCAUGAACGGUUUUCAGAUUGGUAUGAAAAGACUGAAAGUUCAGCUGAAAAGACCAAAGGAUGCGAAUAGACCCUAUUAACAAUCAGAGAUUAAAAGCGCUUUAAAGAGUGCUUCUGCUGAAGCUUUAAAAUAUGAAGUUAAUCCUUAGACAAAUUUAAUCUAAUAUCAUCAAUUAUCAGUGCAGUUAUGAAUAGAACAAACAAAAAAAAACACACACACACAAAACUACAACCAAUCGCUUAAAGUUAAAUAAUAAACUCACAGACACAAACUUAACAAACAACAAACAUAUGGAAAGGAGCAAAACCAUUUAAGCUACUCUAUAUAUAAAAAACAAAAAAUCCUACAUGAAAGCAAAACAAAAAAAAACGAACGAUUACAAAGCUAUACAAACACUGUUGAGUCAGUGACUUUAGUCUUGAAUAUAACUAUGUACCAACACUAUAUGCGCUCGUGAGCAUCAAAAGGACGCAGCCACAGUACGGGGAAUGGAUGAUGUUGGUGUGGAUCGAAAGUGCUUUUUGGUGCUCCAAACUCGGCCCCAUCCAACCAAAGGAAGAUCGCCCCAAUGAGGGGCGAGACGAUCACACACAACUCGGUGCCGAACGUGUAUGUAGCAUCUUUAGGGAAAGCAACAGAUAAUGUGCGACGCAGAAAACUUGUUUUACUUAAAAAAAAUCGGAAGUUAGUCCAAAGUUUGCCAACCCGUGAUGUCGUGGUUUAUAGGAUAGGAGGAGUAAGUAAAUUAUCUUAUAACUUAAGUUUAUCUACAAAUCUAGAUAAUAAUCGAAACUCACGGGCCCGUACGGGAAAUCAGUUGUUCUCCGUAAGUUCAUUCGGCGGGCGGGAGUUAAACGAACCUUAGCGACAUUGGAGCGGAAAAAAAGGACGGGAGGGGGCGCAAGAUCGUUUGAUUGAAAUUCAGUAUCACUUUUCUCUUGCGCACAGUUUAUCAUCAUACAUUACGUUUCAAUCUUCAAGAACGCAAUUAAUAAUAUCACCACUGUACGGGGCUGUACGGUCACAUGCAUUAUGGCGCAUGGUUUAUCAAAUGCAUCUUCAAAUCCAUUAAACAAAUCUACUGCAGCAACAAGAGGAAAAAAACAAACGCUAAUAAGAAUAGAGGAUUUUUCAAAGUAAACUAUACACUUUGCUAAUUUAUGCAUUCGAAGUUUUUAUGCUAAUGAUUAACUUCUAAAAAAGGAGGGGAAAAAACAAAACACUUUAUUGUGCACGACAACCGGCGAUGGAAUUGUAGAUAAAGGGUACCAUUAAUGGCACUGGUUAAUUGUAUUUGUUUGUUCUGCUUGUCAAAUAAUACACCUUACCAUCUUUAAACAAAACUCUCAGCAUGGUGAAAUUUUUCCGCAUCCAAAUAACAGUAAAAGUGACAAAUGCUUUUGAUUCACUUAGUUUUACACUAGUAAAUCUAUUCUAACCAUUUAACGAUUUAAAAAACGUACAUUAUUAGCAUACACAACCGGAUGGUACAGCUGUCGCAAAUUGUUUGCUCUUUUUUAUCAUACACAAUUAUAACGAAAAGAAGAAGAAAACAAAAAGAAGAAACCAGCGAUAAUCCAACAACCUGGUAACAGUGGAAAACCGAAUCAAGAUAAUACUAAGAUAAUGCGCUUAUUCAAACAGGAAGCUUGGAACGAACGAUUAAAGGGUGAACAUGUGUUCCCAUGAUCGUUUCGGUUCUCGUUACGGGGGUUUGCUAAGGAAUUUCCAAACAGAAACAAAAAUAUGCCGGCGAGUUAAACUAACUUUGCCUCAAGUAAAUCAAAUGUAAGAGUGUUAUUUGUUUAGAUAGCUACAAGCUCGAAAACCCACUGAACAGCACUGAAAGCUGCAGCAGCACAGGAAUUAGUUUGUAAAUGGUGCAGUUACAAAGUAUGCACCCGAUUUUUGGCCGAACAUUGAACACACACUCAUAAACAGGUCGUAGAAAUUAUACAAACAUAUAACCUCACUUUUUUUUCUUUCCAAACCUGUAGGCUGUAAAGCUUAUCUCCCAAUAAAAUCGAAAUUAGUGCAGAAAAUUAAAGAAAAUUUAAACUAAUCGGAAGGAGAAGAAGCAAAAAUAAUAAAUCCAUCAAUAGUAUUCGGUCCCAUCAUUUAACAAACCCUUUGCCCAUGACGUAUCUCGAUGGUAGCCAUUAUAGGACGCCACUUAUUUAGUAUACUAGAUAGUAAUAAUUUACUCUACAUACUAACAACUACCAUCAUGUUCUUCAAAAAAUGGAGCUCUAACGUUUUAGACAUUCGGCGCGUAGUAUUGAUUACUUCAAAAUUUUCAAAUUUUAUAUUGUUUUAAAAAAAUUACAUAAAAACAACACUUCUCAAUCAUUUUUCUCCUGGAUUGAAAGUUGUUUAGCUAAAAUUUUACGUUUUCUUAAGCACCAACGGUAGCUGAAAUACGAAUUUUUAUUACUUCUACUAAUUUUGCAUUGCUAAACGAUCUAAUCGUUACUGAAAGUUAGUAUUAAACAAGCUAUGAAAUCAAUGAACUAUUGUUAGCUCAGCCCACUUACCCUUUACCCAUUUGAACAUUAAUGGAUAACGUUACCAUGCUUUUUGUUUUUAUUUUUCUAGACCAGUUUUGCAUCGUUUUACCUAUUACAGUAUUAAUUUACAUUUAUAUAUAUGAACAAAAAAAAACAAGUGAAAAACUAAAUACAAAAAACGUUUCUUUCCACGUUCAUGCGCGGUUACAACAAGCCUAUCUUUACGGGAAGGCAAUUUGGUGUGAUGAUAUUGCACCAUCUCGCGCAUUAUAAUUCGGUUUCUGCUUCACCAUAACUAGUCAUUUGUAGGCUAAGGUAAAUUAUAUCAUCUUUAAUAAAUCUACAUACACACAAGCCCGCCAUCGUUGAGCUUUGCGUUUCGGUAGUUUUUGCAUCCCUCCAGAGCCAUGCAACCAGCAAACAGGUGCAGGCCGGAAAGUCUAGUAAUCGGAUUCCUGCCUAAAGUUUAAAUGAAGAAAAAACAAACUAAAAUACACACAUACACAAACAAACACACAAACAAAUAGGGAAUGUAGUAAUAGAGUAAUGAAUGAUUAACUUCACGCAUCAAAGUUUAAGGUAACGACGUUGAACACGUGGCAAACAGUUGUUUGUGCAGCGUAAGCGUAAUAAUAAAGUUAAGAUCAAACUCGCAUAAGGGAACCUAUUCGAAUGAGAAUCUACAGCUAAGCAAAGCCAAAAAAAAAUACAAAAACCAAAUCAUAUACACACACUCGGCGUGUCUCGCGUGCGUGUGUGUGUGUGUGUAAUGCGUGUCAACAAAGAGACAACAGCUUUGAUAUUGACCAUUUGCGCGUGUAACACGAGGGUUAAAUUAUUUCUAACACAAAAACCAAACAAAACUUUAACAUUGUGCAACAUUAAUGCUAAUGAGAAGGGAGAAUGGAAAAAAAACAACUAAAAGUCGAGAGGUAAAAAGCAAAAAACAAGGAAAAGGUUUUACAAUUAUGUAAGUAGUGUGGUAAUGAUUUUCACCCUCCACCGAUGACUAAACACACUCUACUAAUUGCCCACCCACCCAGUACAAGAAAACCGCUCGAUAGAAUAGUACAUGUUUCCUUCACUUAUUUGUUGAUAAGUUACAACAAUUUAAAAAAAAAAUAAAAAUCUCAAAAUCAAAUUUCAUUUCCUAUUCGCAUCGGAAUAGUUAACAUUUAGAGCAAAAUGUUGGCCAAAAAAAGGGGAAACAAAAUGCUAUCAAAAUAGAAUUUUUUUCUCUCCCGAUGUCUGUUUUUUCGCACAACGCUGGAUUAGGAUUAAAACCAUUAAGGACAUUUUUUUGCGGUAUUAACAUGCCUUCAGGGAUGAAACAGCUUUUAAACGUGUUCUGAGUUGCAUUGUUUGUGUGUUGUUUUUUGUUUCUUUUCCCUAGUCGCAUUCUUUACAACAAACUCAAACAAAAAACCCAUGUUAAUCGAAACGGUUUUCUUUUUUUUUUGUAUGAAUUCUAUUUCUAGUCUUUGUAUACUGCAAGUAGGGUUUUAUCGACAGCUACAUAGCAAAAAAAAAACAAACACACAAAAACAAAACAAAACAUAACUGGAAACAUAUUAUUGUUAGAUAAACCAACAAAAUGGGCUGUGAUUUCAACGUUAUGAUUUGCAAAACACGACAACCAGAUUUCAUAAAACCCUACUCAAACACAUGCUGCUGAAUCAAAUUCGUUUGGUUCCGAAUAUUGAGUGGAAUCGAUUUUUUUUUGUUUUUUUUUUUGCUUACUACAGGUCAGCGUGUUGCAUUUGUUGAUUUAAUUUUUGGCUCUUUCCGCCCCCUCUCUAUUGCUCACUAUUUUUGCAACAAUUUAUAUAUAGUGGCUUGAAGGAAAACCAAUUCCUCAUUCCGUUUUUGUUCCCUGAAGGUAAUGGUUGAAAAGUGAAGCGUAGAGGGAUAGAACCCGGUUCCAACUGUGCUUGGGUACCGUUGGAGUGGAGUGGAACGAACAUUAUCACCUAAAUCUCAUGCGCCCAAUAUCUAAACUAAACUGGUCAUACCUUUUGCCAAAUUAUGUGGAACAGAUUGCGAGGUUAGAAAGAACAAAAGAACGAAGAAGGGAAGAAGAAAUAUAAAACAAAGUUACCGAAUCGGUAACCGAUACUUUACCGAUGUAGACAAAUUUGAACUGCGUGCACAACCUGUACAUAGAUGUAAAGUUCGAUGCAGCCAUUUUUCUCUCUCUACUCUACUUAUAUAAAAUAUUAUUACUGCAAACAAAAAACCGCCCAAAACUUCCCUUUUUCCCAUUUAUCCACCCCGAAAGCGCAUUCCUCACCCUAACUCUCCACCCCUCUCCACAAAAUAAACCUCCAAUUUAGCAUACCUAGCAAAGUCUUAACUUAUACGACAGCCAUUAUUAUAGCUGAACCGAACGCAUGUGCGCAUGUGUGGAUGUGUGGAUGCGCAAACUAUAUGCAUUGAAAAGCCAUAUCAGUUAUUGAAACUAAAAGUUUCAUUUUCAAAAUGCUAGUGCAAGGGAUGCAAUGGUAAAUAUCGCCAACGUAGCAGUGAUCUGCACCAGAGCCACAUAUAUAUAGUUGCCCGGGUGUUGUGCGAUAGAGCACAUUGCGGCAGAUGAAACCACAUCCUUUACGACAUACCACUAUAAACGCGUACUGAGAACCAGAUUCGCUAGAUUAAUGGAACCACCUACCCGAUUGGUAUACUCGAUUCGAUUCGAAACCAAAAUGGUUUAUUGAACGAAGAUGAAGCAAAGUAUAAACAAAUCGCGCCCACAUUAUAGCAAAACAAGUAAAAACAAGACUAGUCAAAUAAUUAUUAAAGAAAAAAAAAACGAGUAAUAAGAAGCAGAAAGCAUCCAAUGAAUCCACAUCAUAUAAGCUACUUAAAGAAAACAGAAUAAACACAAAAACACAACAAAAUGAAUGAAUGAACAAAAAAAAAUGGACUACAGCCCAACGAACGUGAACCCACCUUCUUCUGAGAGAAAAAACUGUGAAACUUUUCCGUCAGGUUUGAUUUUUCUCUCACAACCUAUUUCUCUUUCACUCUUACACAUACACACACACAAACAUUCUCUAUCUCUCUCUAGCCAGGGAACUUUCAUUUGUAUCCCUCCUAAGCUGCCUCCUUACAGUAAAGCAACACAACAACAACAAAAACGUAGUUAGUGAGUCCUCCCUUCUCGAGGUUAGCUGCAUGCGCGGGGUCUAUCUCUUUGGCGCAUUGUGCUGUGUUUCGUGCGUACCGAAUUUCUGUUUUAAUCCGUUCCAAAGAGCCAUUUCUUGGACAUGCCGACGCUGUACAUUAUGGCACAGUAGAAAGCUUAAAGAAUUUAUCUUGUAGUUUGUUUUAUUUUUUCCUUUAAAAAGCAAAUCUUAAAAAAGUGGGAAAUCGACAAACUUCAUAAUUUUUUUUUUAUGAAACUAUGUUUAAAUAGCGACAUUUAAGUUUCAUCCUUCAAAACGUUGCAUACACUUUUUUGAUGCGCCCGAUUUUAUCCAAUUCGUUGCCACAUUAAAUAAUCCAAAGAUUGCGACUGUAAAACUGGGAGAUUGGGAGUGACUUGUAAGGUAGCAGUCAAAAACAGGCAACAGGCGAAGGUAAUUUAUAGGAUUAAGCAAAUCAAAAAACACACACAAGAUGCAGCAACAUAUAGGCGUGCAGUGUAGAAUGGCGUGGAAAAAAGCAGAACAAACGUUAUGAUAUGGAUUGUAACAGGUCUGUAGAAAUCGGCUAAUAUUGCUCGGCUGCAUACAGUUCAUGAUGCAAAACGUAGGUGAAUUUUAUCAGCCCGUAUCAAAUCCGUACUGAAAAUCCGUAGCUCAGUUUUAGUGUGGAGAGAGAGAGCUGUUUAGUAGCAGAGUAGGGGAACCCUUUCUACAAAUCGUUCCCAUUCAUCAACAAUCGCUUCAAACACUAAACACAUCUACUAAGUUUUGUGUUCAUUCAUCCGAGCUCAUCAGGUGUUUUUAAAUGUUGGCAGUUUGCGUUAAUUAAGCUCCAUAACCCCCCGUCGGGGGGAAGGGAUGCCCUGCAUCGGUAUCGUUUUAUUCUAAAUGCACGUGAUACUGAUCGAUCAGCAUGUUUCGUUUGUUCCCCCCCGGGGGGGAUUCGCACCGUAUGUGUCAUGCACACUGUUGCAUUAAUCAACGCCUAAAAAACAAAUGGGUUAAAGCCGUACGAAAGUGAUUGCUUUCCUAGAUUUGAAGUUUUUCAGCACACUUUUGUCACAACCGGUGCCCGGAUUUCGACCGCUAAACGAAUUCUUGUGAACCACAGGGAUGACUUAGUUCACUUUAUAACUCUAUGCUCCACACCUAACACGAUAGUAUACACAUGAAUCUAUAUAGAUAUAUACAUAUAUACACAACACACGCGUAUAUACACAUAUUUAGAGAUAACAUUAUUAUAUACAUUUACCGUUCAGAAAACCGCGUUGUACCCUACAAUACCCUACGGUAGCGGAGCAAGUGCUGAGAGUGUAGAGACACACCCGAACAAAACACAAACUUACUAUUGCAGCAAGCGUGUAGAAAUAUAAUUAACAAAAAAAAUGAUUAACACAAACACAUACACACGCAAAAGAAACCGCGAACCAAAAACUACAAAUGCGUCCCAAUCUCCCACGUACCACACCAGUGGGACCCAACAGUUAGGAGCCUGGGCCGCGAAACACAAGGGAAAAAUCGUAAAAUACAUUCUUAAGCAGAGGAAAGUUAUUUUAAGUCUUAAAACUAGUGCUCUAGGGACAGUCGUAGCGGAAAGGUGUAUGAAAUAAUAAUUGGAAACGGCAGCUUUACCGGUGGAUUUGUGUGUGUACGAACACGGUUACCCCUCUGCUAAGGGUACUAUUUUCACAUACAAAUACCCUGCUACACACCCCACACACAUACACCAGAUACGCAAACACCCAUCCAUUGUUCGCACACUCACAAACGCACAGGGAAAUGCAUUGUUUGUUUUUCUUUUCCUAUAACUAGAGAUACAAAAAAACCGUUUAGUAAGCUAUUUGCAAGAAAAACAAUUCGCGACCGAUAAGACGAGAAAGAGAGAAGAAGAAGAAGGAGAAAAAAAACAUUGUAAAAAUCUAGGAUACAGGGUAUUUCUUGCAAUUAUUGAAAAUAAUGAGAAAUUAAAUACUUAUAGAAAGAAGAAGAAAGGAGGAAGCAAACGACACAGAAUACAAAACCGUAACAAAAGAAUGACGAACGGAGAAGAAUCGGGUUUGGGUGGGGAGGGUUAGGAGAGAUAACUAAAAGAAAAACUUAAAUUUUUAAUACUAUUACAAAAACUCAUUAUUAUUGCGAUUCAAAACAACAAUCCAAAAAAAAAACAAAAAGUAAAUUCAUUAUUACACAUUUUUGCUAAACAAAAAAAAACACACACGUAAUUCCUAUCAUUAUCACACAUUAUUAUCAUCACCGGUGGUGUGCGUAGGCGGCAAAAUGAUUCAGUUCGGUUGGCUCGAUAGAAAAAGAAAAAUAAAAUGCGUUUUUUAGGUAAGGAAACUCGGUGAGAGAAGCUAAACAAAAGAGGAACAAACCACAACAACCAAAUAACAUUUACACAACUACAAUUACUAUACUCUAAAUUUACAACAAACAGCAACAAGAACAAAACAUCAUUAAAAACAUUAAAAGCAAAACCUUACACAAACUUAACAAGAACGCGAUCUUACGUAAAUAGAAGCGCCAUACCGCAAGUAAUGCUCGAUUGUUGCAAAAUAUUGGAACAUGGUUUUUUCUAGAGACGACCCUCCGACGAGUGUUUUAUUGUUCCAUUCGUUUACUCUCUUCUUCUAUUAGAAUAUUGUCCUUUUUAUUCUCUGUAGCCUUUAGACGUUUGCAGCCUGUGGAUAAAAGUCACGUAAAAAAAAAUAACGGGGGAGGGUGAAAAACGAUAUGAUGUUUAAAGAAAAAUUAGUUUUGUGAUAUGAAUAUUUAUAAAGAAUAAUAAUAAUAAUAUUAAUAAUAAUAAUAAUAAUAAUAAUAAAAAUACUAAUAAUAACAAACAACAGAAGAAGAAGGUGGAAGAAAAACAACACUCUUUAUGAAAUUGCUAAUUGAAAACAGGAAAUAAAACAAAUAGAAAUGAACUCUGGCCACCACCUUUAUAGCGCAGGUUAUAGCGAUUAUAGCCAAGCGCGAUAAUGGGAGAGCAGGGUGGCGUCGGUUGAGUACAGAAUAAGGCAAGAACAUAUUCGUAAACAAUAACAAAAAAAAUAUGAAUGAAUUUAUUAACUUUACAGUUUAUUACACAAGAAACACAACACAGAUAGAGAGAGAGAGAGAGAGAAAAAAAAGAAAGAUAGGAAGAAAAAAACCCCACACUCUGUGCACUAACGUAUAGACAAACAGAGACCAGCGAGAAGCAUUAUUAAUUCCAUGUUAUAAUCGAUCCACGAACGGGUGAUGUUUUUCCGGGUGGGCCAGAUAUUGCUUGAAAUGAAAUAGAAAAGAAAACAAACAACAACGCAUAAGCACAAUGUUACGAUGUUCUGCUACUGCAUAAUGCACCACGGAACGAAGGUUCUCUUUGUUGGUAACGAUUUGGGGCUUUUGUGUUAAGUAUUGCAUUACUUAAGAUCCGGCCAAUAUGCUUGUAACAAUCGUUUCCAUUCUAAGAUUAAUGAAUUGCCCUUCACUAUGGUCACAUAUGAUGCAAUCUUCGUUGCAACAGGUAUGUCCCUAUACGUAGCGUUACGCCAUUUCGGGAUAUCUGAAAUUAAUUGCCAAACCAUUGAAAUUAAGCAUUAAACUUCGAAUGUGCUUACGUAAUGGGUGCUUUUUUUCCUUUUUUGCUAACCAACAAUUAGCGUGCACACACACACAAACUACAAACCACAGUUCAAUGGAUGGCGAUAAUACGCAAAACCCAGAUCAUGUUAUGCGCAUUAGCAGCCAAGAGAAAGAUGAUGUAACAUCACGGUUAAAGUUUAGUAUCAAUCAAAGUGAAGCCAAAGCGUGAAGUAAAUAAACGUUUACAAACGAAUGAGAAAUAAAAACAAAAAAAAAGAUGGAACCGUGGCAGACAGAUAAGGAGAGAACAGGAUAGAUCUCCAGGUGAAGUACUUGCGAUGCGUAGCACCAAACCACACAAGUAUGAAUAAGGGUAGGAUCAGGUGCAAAAGAUGAAAAGAAAAUAUAUAUACCAUAUAUACAAAAAAAGAAAUACUUUAAAAUUUCACUUAACAAACAAACAAAAAAAUAACACAAUGUACGAGGACAUCUGUACAUUGCGAUAUUUAACGCUUUGAAAAACAAAAACAAAAAAACUAUAUAUAUAUAUAUACAUAUAAAUGAUAAUUUAGUAUAUUUAGUAUAACAAAAAGGAUCGUAAACGAUAACCCUUGUAGAAGCAGAGCCGCAAAUUCAUAACUGGAGUAUCGUGAGAUAAUCUAGCCCAGUCAGCAUCAGUAGCUGGUAAAUGGGAAAGAAUGCAAAAUGAGAAGAAGCAAGAGAUGGAAGAGAAAAAGAAAGAUGUGCAAAGGGAAAGGGAAAGAAAGGUAGAAGAAGUGUACCCCAAAAACACAUACGGUGAAUACUGGAAUGCAACAACACAAGAGAAGAAGAAAAAAAACUAUUAAAAUUAAACCAAAUUUUUAGACAAAUUUACUUUGUUUUUCUUUCUCCUAACAUUGAGAAAAGGAAGAGAAAAAAAACGACAGCAUUUGCAUAUAAUUACGAUGGUGGAUUGUGUAAAUCGCUGCUACAUGUUGACCAUUUUCACCGUUCUCACACUGCACAAAAUCAAAACCAUUCAUUAUCCUAAAAGCUUUAGGACACGUGGUAAUAGCUUCUAAAUUUUUGUUUUUUUUUUGUUUUGCCUUUUUUGAUAUCAGGCAUGAUAAAGUUUUUUUUAUUUUCUCUUUUUUUCUUGUGUCUGCGUUGCCGCAACAAAUUUGUUAAUUGCAACUGUUUGUUGUGUGUUACUUUAUUUCUAAGUGCUUUCGAAAUGUCAUAUCAAAAUGUAUGUUUUUUUGUCAAACCAUUACAACAACCGAAACGUUUCUGUGUUUUGUGAUGAAAAAAGAAAUGAAUCUGAUUCAUCGUAGUAUAGUACUGUGUAUGUGUUACCUUUAUUCGAACGAUCGAUUUGUGAAUGUGAUACGAGUGUUAUGGUAUGCUGCUCAUUAUAGUUCUUUUGUUUGUUUGCUUUUGUUUUAUUCCAAGCGCACAAAAAGUCUAAGUACAAUAAAGUUAGUUUGUAGAAUUAAAUUAUCUCAAAACGUUCAGUGAUAAAUGCACAUGAUAGGCAAAACAAAUGCAGUUUUCGAAAAUCGAUGUUAUUAUAAUAUUAAAAGUCACAAGUUUCUUAAAAUGGCAGUUUAUCUUUUAUGAUUUAUUUUUUCGUACCAAAACCAAAACUCAAUACGUAUUCAAAUUCAAAGGCCAACGUUUCACAUGCAUAACACUUGAAUUUAUCGUUGAACCAAACAAAUAAAACAGGCAUAAAACAGAAAACAAAAUGCGCCGAUCGAUUUCAGCAACAACAACAAAAAAAACGAGAGAAAAGAGAUAUAUUGGUGCAAAACACAACAAAACAAGAAAUAGCGAAGGCAAAAAGGGGAAAAUAAAGCACGAGAACAGACACAAAAUAAUUAAUGGGAAACUUUAAUUAUUACGACAAUAUGGUAUUAUUAUAAUAAAGUAAUAUAAAAGAACAUUGAAAUGAAGCCUUAAACCAUGUAUAUGCUACAUUAAAAAAAAGCCGACUGUGCACGACUUAAUUAAAGAUGAAACGAAACUUAUCCAAAGCAGCAAAACAUUUGAAGAGGACACACACAGAGGAACACAAAAACGAAACGGAAAAAUACACGUGCGCCUUCAAAAUGAUCACCCACUCACACACACGUUCACGAUCGUACAUACACGCACACGAACACAAACCCGACACCAGCUCUUCGGAACAUAGUGUACUAAAAGGGAUGGAUUUGGACAGACGAGAAAGGAAAUAUAUGCGAAGUAAUCGAUAGUAUCGUCGAUUUGGUAGCUCGGUGCUUAGUCACUAUACCCAAUGAACACCUUUCCAACCAUCAUCACGAUCGCCAUCACGAACAACAACUACAACAACCACAACACAACUACGACCAUAUUGAAUGGUUUCAAUCAAAGAAUUUUCUCUUUAAAACUUUAAACGAAUAAAUACAAAUUACUCUAUCCCACGAUGGAGAGGGUGAGCUGAAGCGAAUGGAGGAGGCAGGGCCGGGGCAGUAAAAACCCAAACAAAAAAACAAACCAAACAAACCAAAAACAAAACAAAAAAACCAAUGGCCGUAACGUUGGCAAAACUGUGCUAACUUUAAAGUAAAAACUCAAGUAUCCUAACACUUAUUAGUAAUGGUAUCGUUCAUCGCUCUCUUUCUCUUCUGCAAUUGCGUAAGAUAACGGUAGCACAGGGAUCGACUGUUUAUACCAUAUCGAAUUCUUUAAACUACGGUGCACUUGGAAAUAACCGUCGGGGGAAACAUGCAUUGGUUUAUAAUGGCACUGUUGAGGAUCAGCAACAUUGUCGAUCUUUGAGUGUUGUGUAGUAAUAUUGCUACAUGCGAAAUAAAGCUGCAGAAUUCCUGUUUUCCAAGCUUCACAAUUUUGAACAAUUGUUGCUGGUUACAAGUAGUCUAGAAACUCUAGUCUGUUCUGUUCAUUUAGUAUAUCUGCAUCUUAAUUUAAGUUAAAGUUUCUAAGUGAUCGAGAAUUGUAUUACACACAUUAUCAAAACAUUUUAAAAACCCAACAAGAAUAUCUUUCAUGAGGACAACUUUCACAAGUUGACAAUUACUUGCGCCUAGCGGUAAGGAGUUCCAUCCUUUUGACAGAUAAUUUGAAUUUGGUUUUCUAAGGACACAGCAGCGCGUAGACCAUAUACUUUAACAGUGUGCAACGGAAAAUAAAAAAAACCAAAACCCAAUGAGUACUAGGAAUAGUUGAAGUAAACACAAACCACAAAAGGUACCCAUAGCAGGUGAACGCGAUCAGCAAGUAAAAGUAUAUAAAUAUAUAUAUAUAUAUAUUUAUAAAUCAUAAGAAUUAUUUAUAUCGAGGAAACGAGAAUAAAGAAAACAUUAAAACACACUACAACACGCAACAGAAACACCGACACAUGAACACAAAUAGCAAACAAAUGUAGACAGGCGCCGCGGUUAAGCAUGAUCUAAAUUUUAAGUACAACAGUAUUAGAUAUUCUAAUGGCAAAGAUGGCACGACGCAACGUGAUGCUGUGCAUUUAAAGGUCAUGGGUUUUUGGAGCUUUUUUGUUUUGUUUUGUUUUCCUAUGUCCUACAAGAUCCCUGCUUAGGCAAUUGUAUGUCUUUUAGUUUUUGUUUUUGAAAACCAUUCACAACAAUUGCACAAUUACAACAAUCAAUGCAAAUCCAGAAAGAUAUUUAUUUAUGGUGAAAUAAAAGUAAAAUAAACAAACAAUAAACAACAGAAAAUAACAAUUAAAGAACAAAAUUUCGAAGAAGAAAACAAAACAAACCGAACAUAAUGAUUUAAACCCGAAAUCAAAUCAACGGCAAAACAAGAUGAAACAAUGAAAUGAAAAAUAAAGAUCUCUGGCGUUGUAGGAUGCGAAAAAAAACAACAAAAACAAAACCAUAUCAAUCAGGUACUAAAACUUAAAACAGACUAGCAAAACAUUACUGAGAAAGGGAGUAAGUGCAAUAAUGUUAGCAAAACCACGGUUCGAUGUGCUACUACUAUUUCGUUACCAUUGAAUUUGGAACGUAAAUCAUGAUCACCCAAGCGCGUUUUUUUUUUUUUUUGCGAUCGAACGGCUGGGCAAAGUUUGUGCUUUUUGUAAUUAAUUUGUGUGUUUGUUAAGUUUUAUUUUUGUUUGUUUAUUAGUGAUUAAAAUAAGAACAUUUAAAUGGUUUCGACUAACAUGAGACCCGAAUUAAAUGAUUUAAAUUGUUCCAAAAAAACUACCGGAUUUAAUGUUUUUUUCAUCAUGAAUCAGACACAUUAUUAUGACUUUUAAACAACAACAAAAAUGCGGAAAAGUAAACUAAGUUAAAGAACAUAUACAAAUAAGGCUAACAUAAGCAGAAUAUUUCCAACAUUAUAACAAUCGAAUGUGUAGAACAAGGAAAUGAUUUCACACAUUGGCCGGAAAAUAGCAUUUAACUAGUCGUACCACAACUUAUUUAGAACUUUACUAAACUCACUCAACAUUGUAACAUUCAAUUUUACAACCAUACACGCGGCACGAAGUUAAUGCAAAGCAUUGAAACAGCUUGAUUAAAGAUGUAAGAAUGUAACUUUUUAUUUUGAUAAGUGAAGAUAAAACCGUUGACCUAUUUCCACACGCUUCGCGCCGUGUUAUCUUUGUUGAUGCGAACUUGUGGACGGUAACGAAUCUUUUGAAGUAAAAAUAACAAAAGGUCAUUUUUUCUGAAGUAAAAAACAAAACACCGUAAACGCUUUGUCUAACCGUUGGGGUAACAUUCGGUAUUUCAAUCAUUGAAUAUAUCCCAAAAACGAUUAACUUACACACAUUCAUCUACACACACAAACAAACACAAAACCAAUCUUCAACCAGUCUCUGCUAUUACAAGAUACGGUCCACGAUACGGCGUUACAUCAUACAUGCAAAAUACAUUCUACUUUACUUACUCACGUUCGUAGUGUUACAAUGAGCUUUAUUCUCAUUUGUUAAAACAUAUUUGCUUACAUUAGAAGCCAACUUCGUAGUGCGAAAAAAAAACGCUCGUGAAACAAAGAUCCUGAUCGGAUCCAGUAGGGAUGACAUUCAGUCAGUAAAUGCCAAAACAAAACAACAAGAAAACCCACUUUGUAGAAAUAAUAUGAAAAAAACAAGUAAAACACGCACGCGUAUAAAAGUCUGUGAAGCAAAGCAGUUCUUGAACAGCAACACGGUAAAAAAAGGAAAAAGGCGUGUGUGUGUGUGACAGUAAAGGACGAUGAUGGUGGAGUACGAUUAACACAUAGACUGAGGUCUAAGCGCUACGUAUAAGCAACCAACAAAACAUGAGUAUAGGAGAAGCGUAAUGGGAGAAUCAACAAUCCGAGAACUGACUCACCGGUGCAAAGGAGCAAGCAGCAAAUACCUUCGCACCCGGUAAUCAUGGAAAAAUUAUGGAAAAUACUUAUUUGCAUCCAAAAAAAAUGAAAGUUGUUGGUGAUGCAAAUAGUAGAUCGAUCGAUUGCUAGCUGGGUAAGAGAGAAGAUAAAAAAACACAAGCUAGCAAACAACACAACCAAUGAAGGAACGAAUGGAAGCAGGCAAACAAAACAAAAUGAACAAAACAAACAUACAAACAAAACAACUAACGUGGAUAACACGUCUUUAUAAACAUUACUUGCAUUCUAAUUAGUGAAUUUAAUGCCGACGCGUAGAGAAGAAAUAAACUACUGUAAACGAAUCAACAGCAAAACAAAACAGGAGAUAACUUAACAAACACGUAUUAAGUACUUAUCAUCCAUUACUUAUUAGUACGAAAGCGUUCAAUAAACCGAACAAAAAUACACACAUAUACACACAUACACGCACAUACAUCCAAAAGAGGAGAAACACGCAACACGCGAACUUAAUAAAUUUACAACAACAAAAAACAACCAAUCUCUUAGCAAAAUAUAACUCAACCGCAGCUACCAAAACAAACAAACUAACAAAAAAAAGAACCCCUCCCCAAAAACCAGCAAAAAACAAAACGCAAACAUAAAAACAUAUAUUAAAAUUGUGCGAUAAAACUUAAACGUAACGCGUGAACUUUCCUUUCGAUUGAACAGAAAACAAUACACAACUCUGCAUACAUGAUUCAUGCGAUUAUAACUACAAAUUGCGAACAAACUAAGUCUAAUUAUUAUGAUGAUUAUUAGUAACAUUAUUAUUAUCAUUAUAAAACAAAACAAAAAAAAUGCAAACAAACAAAAAAAAUCAACUAGAAACCAAACAGGUAAACCAGUGAACAUAGCCGAAUGGAUUAAGAAUGGUAGAAAUGUUCGAUGAGGCGCCAAGAGCUAGACAAAAAAAACAGUACGUGCAGAACAAAACAGAAAAAAGGAGGAAGCAAAAAAAACGGCAAAAAAGGAAUAAAUAAAACAAAACAGAACACGGAACAUUGAAUUAUUUUGUAGAACGAGAGGAAAGGACCCACUGUUGUACGAAAAAAACCGAUGAAACGUGUUGUUGGCCCCAGUGUCGUUCGUCGUCGAGUUGUCACUGAUAGACAAAUGCACUCAACGCGGUAAAGUUGUAGAAGAAUUAAGAGGAAUUUACAGGAUAGCUGCCUGAUAGUCUAGGACUACUACUAUGGAGUGGAGAAGUAAAACAAAAACAAACAAAAAAAAUUAAAAUAAAGAGAAGAAACAAACAAAAACACAAAAACAGGAAACAGUAAUGUUUGUGUUGUUUGGUUUUUGUUUGCGCAAUUGCAGCUAAUUUACGAGAAAUGGCAACAACAAGAACAAAGGAAGAAAAAACCCAAAACAAAAAAAAACAAACAAAAUAUAUUCUCUAGUAAACAAGUAGAAACUCCUAGGAAAGUAACACAACAAAAGAAAAUGUCCAUUUGCAAAAUGCUAACAGUGACAAUUCGUUACGAUUGUCUUCGAUGAUCAGAAAAAUUAUUAUAUAUAAAAAAGGAAAAAAAACAUAUUAUCUUUAUAACAAAGAAAAUUAACAAAAUAAAAGGUUAAAAAUACACUUUUAAA